AUGACCUGUUUAGAUUCUAUGGUCAUGAGGUCAAAGAUGAUGAUCCUAGAUGAAAGUUCAGUGGUGUAUCAAGAAUGGGCGCAUCCAACAUUACCAACGUUUUUAUCCUAUUACAUCGUGGAUAUUCAAAAUCCAGAAGAAUUCAAGAAUGGAGCCAAGCCUAUCAUCGAAGAUAAGGGACCAUACGUCUACAAGAUGUUUGUAGACCGGAAAAACCUGACAUUUCACGGCAAUGGGACUUUGACCUUCAUGCCACAUUAUAUAUAUUUCUUUGAACCUGAGAAAUCGGUCGGCCCAGAAACUGAUCGCAUCAUCACCCCAAAUAUAAUGAUGCUGGCUUCUGUGUUUGCUGGUCGUAAUGAUUCAAAUGAGACUAAGAGUGAUAUGAAUACUUUUCUCAAUCUGAUCGGAGAAGAGGUGACCCUAAAUCUAACUAUCGGGGAGCUCAUGUGGGGCUACAGAAGACUGGGAUGGGGUCCAUUGAAGCGUUUUGUAUCGACUGGCGAGUUUUGGGUACAAGAAAACGAGGAACAAAAGGAGUGGAUGAGACCAGGUUUUCUGUCGCCGAAUCAGACCUCUUCGAGUGACGAUGAUGACCACGAAGAGUGUCCCUACUUCAAUGGAACCAUGUUUCACCCUUAUGUGAAGAAAACCGAAGAACUUACCAUGUUCAACCCUGAAUAUUGUAGGUCUCUGGAUUACGUUUACGAGAAGGACGUCAAUUUCAGAGGUAUUCCGCUGUUGAGGUUCAAGCUUGCCCCACACACGUGGUCUAAUGCCACCGUUUAUCCACCCAACGCGGGCUACUGCUCGGGUAAUCCUGAAUUGUGUGGCGUAUCAGGAUACAUGAGGCAAGAUCCAUGUCGUCAAGGUAGUCCAUCAAGUAUCUCGAAUCCACAUUUCUAUGAAGGAGACCCUUCACUAAUUAAUGCCGUAGAGGGCUUGAAUCCAGUCAAAUAA
This is a messenger RNA of Lytechinus pictus (painted urchin), 960 nucleotides long. Its product is annotated as scavenger receptor class B member 1-like. The transcript has 8 exons. Lineage: Eukaryota; Metazoa; Echinodermata; Echinoidea; Temnopleuroida; Toxopneustidae. Gene Ontology annotation, cellular component: membrane; cytoplasm. Gene Ontology annotation, molecular function: scavenger receptor activity. The record is from RefSeq and is a predicted model, not a curated record. Bases 1 to 960 code for a protein of 319 amino acids.